AUGGCGCAAGACGGCAAGGAGAGCUUUGUCCUGGAGGCCGAGCAGCUCGAGGAGCUCAUCCGCAGCGGCGUCAAGAAUGUGGGCGGCGCCGGAGGGAGCCCCAGGGCCCUGGGCAUCUGCUCCAGCCCUGCGGCUAUCCUGUGCAGCUUCGUCGGCCGCAGGACCCUGGAGGAGGUCCUGGAGAACUCGACGCUCUCCGACGACGAGCUGCUGCGCCUGAGCCUCCGCCUGUGCGUGGCCGUGCAGGAGGUGCACGAACGGGGCUACAUUCACAACGACCUGAUGGACGACAACGUGGUCGUGGACGCGGCCACAGGGCGCGUCAGCAUCAUCGACUUCGGCAACGCCUGCCGCCCUGGCCGGGACGUCGGCUACAGCGCCAGCUCCAACGACAACCUGGCGCCCGACAACCUGGGCGGCGGCCCGAGCACCGUGGCCUCCGACGUGUUCUCGGUGGGCUACCUGCUGGGGCAGAUCCUCGGCGAGAUGGCGCGGCCCCCCGGGACGCUGGGGCGGCUGGCGCGCGAGAUGCAGAGCGCAGACCCCCGCCGGAGGCCCGCCCUGCGCGCCGCCAUCCAGCGCCUCGACGCCUGCUACCUCCUCGGGGACGACAGCGAGAGCGAGAGCGAGGCCGAGUGUGAGAGCCAAGCGGCGCCCAAGAAGCGCAGCGCCGAGGGCGUGCUCCUCAGCGAAGCGAAGCGCCAGCGCUGCGAGUGA
Messenger RNA from Penaeus indicus, 717 nucleotides. Its product is annotated as sperm motility kinase 2B-like. Gene Ontology annotation, biological process: peptidyl-serine phosphorylation. The record is from RefSeq and is a predicted model, not a curated record. Gene Ontology annotation, molecular function: protein serine/threonine kinase activity; ATP binding. NCBI's taxonomy places the organism in Eukaryota, Metazoa, Arthropoda, Malacostraca, Decapoda, Penaeidae. The transcript has 2 exons. The coding region runs from base 1 to 717 and encodes 238 amino acids.